CUCCCGGUGCUGCGUCCGCGCCAGCGCCUGCAGCUCCAGAUGCGCCUCAUCUCGUCCGCCUUCGAUGCGCCCGCGCGCGAGCUGAGCGUGUCGGGGCAGCCGAGUCGCGUGGUUUUCGGUGCUAAAGUUGCUGCAACGCAGCUGGGGGCAUUAAGUCGCGCCAGCGGAAUGCGCAAGGUGCUGCUGGUGCGCGAUCGCGACGCCGCCGCCGCCGCGCGCACGCAGUACGCCGAGUUCCUGCUCAUGCAGGCGGGCGUGCCGUGCUUCCAGUACACGCUGGAGCGGGACUGCGCGACGCUGGACGGAGUGGACCACGCGGCCGCCACGGCUCAGCGCGUGGGCGCGGACGGAGUCGUGGCCUUCGGCGGCGGCAAUGCAAUGGACACGGCGCGCGCGGUGGCUGUGGUGCUGGCCAACGGGGGCAGCGCAGCGGACUUUGUAGCCACCGUGGAGGACGAUAACGACGAGGUCGACCACGAGCUUAAGUUGCAGCAAGACGAGCGGGCCUUACCCACCAUCCCGCUGUUGCUGGUCCCCACCAUCGCCGGUAGCGGCGCCGAAGUGGCCAGGAGCACGCUGCUGCUCGACGAGGACGCCGAGACCAAGGUGCUGUUCGCGGCUGGCCGCGACAUCGUGCCCGAGGGCGCGCUGACGACGCUGGGUCAGUGUCUCGAGUCGUACUUGUUGGGUUGCGCUGAUGACGCGACGAACGCCUUGGUGCUGGAAGGACUGGAGGCGGUGGCUGGUGCUCUUGCUGCGCCGCUGAAGGAGGGCAAGCUGGACCUCAAGGGCGCCGCACUGCGUGAGCAGUUCGCACAGGCCAGUCUGCUCUCGGGCAUUGCGGCCAACUCGUCGGGCACGGGCGCGGCGCAGGCGCUGGCGGUGUCCAUGGGCGGCAUCUCCGACCUGCCGCACUCGCAGGUGGCCACGGCCUUCCUGCCUUUCGUGUUCGACCGGUAUGCGGAGCUGGCGAGCGAGAACGAGGGCGACCCGUUCUUCGACGAGCUGCGCGAGAAGCUGGAGAACGCGGCGGACCGACUCACGGCAGCCAGCGGCUUCCAGGGCGCGAAUGUGGCGGCGUGGCUGCGGUACGUUAUCACGCGCUUCGACCUGCCGACUGCGUCUACGCUCGAGCUGGACGAGAGCUUGCUCAAUGGCCUCGCGGACCGCGCGGACCAGUACCAGGACGAUUCCAUGCAAGUGGCUCGUAGUGACGACAACGGCGCGAUCAUGGAGAAGGACGACCUGCGCGCGAUCAUCGACAGCGCUGUUCUGGUGGUGGAGCCUUCGAAGGAGGACGACGACAAGUGAACUCAUUCCUAGACGCAAUAACGAAUGGGAGACCAAGAUUCUCUUUACCACU
Molecule: messenger RNA, 1363 nt
Organism: Phytophthora sojae
Lineage: Eukaryota; Oomycota; Peronosporomycetes; Peronosporales; Peronosporaceae
Exons: 2
Coding region: 40-1311 (423 amino acids)
Cellular component (GO): mitochondrion
Molecular function (GO): alcohol dehydrogenase (NAD+) activity; metal ion binding
Source: RefSeq, a predicted model, not a curated record